UACUCGACGGAAGCACAAAUUAAACUCUCAACCCCGCAGACGUUGAAGAAUGCUUAAAGUUUGGAAAAACCGCGUCAGCUCCACGACGUAGGUCCCCAAUGCCAACAUUACUCUCUUACCCCAAAUCAUGGUUAUAUAACAAAGACUACUAUCAUCAGCAGCAACCAAAGUCUACGCCUGUCAUCUAUUUCGAGGACGGUAUAAGGCGAGGCGUUGAUGAAUCUGGCGAGAUUUCUCGGUUGUCACCUCCUUCAACUGAAUCAAUCUCCUCUUCAGCAGUGCCAAACUGGCACAGUUCGGAGCCCGUUACGAACUCGCAUGAAUCUACUUCUGCUUCAGACCCGAAGACAUUCGGUUUGCGAUUCCCAGCAGUAAGCCCAGCGUCAACUUCGAUGCAGCCCGACUCAGAUGACACCUCGACGACCGUUUUGAUUCCGUAUAUCGGUGGUCAUUAUCAUCACCAACCACAUUCGCCGGAAAAGUCAUCGUCAACUGGUUACUUGAGGAUCAGUCUCACUUUAUACCCCGAACAUCCCAAAGGUGAGGUCACAUGCUCCACUCUAAAGGCACGCCAACAGCAGAAUAUUAAUAGGAAUAUCUCAGUACCUAAAGACUUAAUGAAUCACAAGCGAUUCACCCUGAAUGAGCGGAAGCUAAAGUCUACGAUUGGCGGCCUUACUCCUUUGCCCGAAACAUAUCCCACAACUAAACCUCGAACCUAUCAGCAAUUAUAUACGCCUUCUCCAAGCUCACUCAUACUUUCACGCAAUAACUCUCCCAAACGCAUAUUUCGUUCAAUUCACUUCACUUAUGCUUCCCAACUAAUUCAUUUUACGACUCUCUUUCACAGGCUAACUAAGAUGUUUCGCAAUUCCAGUCGUGUGUCUCCUCUCCUCUUUUUCCAGGGAUCUCGGGUCAGACCGCCGGAAAACCAGACGUACCCACUAUACGAUGUUGCACCACUCCACCUCGCCGUAGACGACCAUCGCUCGCCAGCCGAGUUGUCAAAAAAACCAGCCAAGCAAACCCAGGGUGGCCGCAAUCUCGCUCACCGAUGCAUCCGCGAGUUAUUAAGCCGCGCCGUAAUGACCCUCGAGAAGCUUCAAGAGUUACUUCACCUAGCACCGGUGCAGGCGGGCCGGCAUGUCGAGGACAUGGGUAACCUCAUCGACUUCGACGACUAAAUUAUAUGAAUUUGUUAUUUAAUCGGCGUGCGGUGGCAACGCCUAAUUUUAUACCAUUUUGAAAUGAAUUUAAAUUUUUAGCUUUGUAGUUGUAAGCGGGUGGCUCGAGUCCGCCUUGUAUAUUUUUGAAUUUGUCACUUCUGGUACGACCACCGCCGCCGCCGCAUCGCAUUGUAACCUUACUUUAUUUUCCACGAACGCCACUCUGGCUAAUUAUUGUAUCGCAUUUUGAAAUUGUUCAAUUUUACAUUAACACCACUCUGGCUAAUCAUUGCAUUCCAUUAAUUGAAACUUUCUGCAAUCGUUACCGAAAUCCAUUAAAACGAGUUGUGAACAUAAAUCUAAACUUAAUAAAUAUUUUUGUAAGUUGAAUUGUAUCAAAAACCAA
Rhagoletis pomonella (apple maggot) is the source of this 1572-nucleotide messenger RNA. RefSeq lists its product as uncharacterized. The coding region runs from base 99 to 1184 and encodes 361 amino acids. The transcript has 2 exons. Lineage: Eukaryota; Metazoa; Arthropoda; Insecta; Diptera; Tephritidae. The record is from RefSeq and is a predicted model, not a curated record.